UGUAAAGCAAAACUGAACCAACCAAGGCAGUUCUCGCCACCAUGUUCAAGCGAUUCAGUGUCGAUGAGCACAUGAGUACCAGCAGCAAGGUGAAGUCCUCGCAGCAGCGCAGCAUCCGCGCCAAGGUGCUGGAGCAGUAUCCGGACCUGGAGCCUUAUGCUGAGAUGUUCAUGCCCAAGAAGGCUCCUAUGGUCGUUGCGAAAUGCCACAACCACAUUCAGAUCGUGCUUCACGAGGGUGAGCCCCUCUUCUUCAACCAGCGUGACGGCCCCUUCAUGCCCACGCUUAAGCUGCUGCACAAGGUGCCGCACGUUAUGAAGCAGGUGCGCGCCGACAAGGGCGCGAUCCCGUUCGUGCUGUCGGGUGCCAAUGUCAUGUGUCCCGGUCUCACCUCGGCUGGCGGUGAUAUGCCCGAGCCACUGGAGGCUGGUACCCCCGUGGUAUGUACAGUAUGUUUCGUUGGUUUGGGGUGAUACUUAGGUUUUUAUUAUUUUUAUUUUUUUACAGGCUAUUAUGGCCGAAGGCAAGGAACACGCCAUGGCUAUUGGUAUCCUCACCAUGUCCACCGACGACAUUCGGAACAAGAACAAGGGUGUGGCUAUCGAGAUGGUGCACUUCCUCGGCGACGAUCUCUGGACGUGCUCGCACAUUGAUUAGACAGCAACGCACGGAGUGAUAGUCGUUCAAGUGAAAAUAGCAUUGACUACGGAUAAACCUCACUUGAUGCAGCUAUGUAGGUCCUAUUUGGCACCAGUUUAGCCUGCAAUUGGAAUUGGCCUUAUCUAUGGUACAACUCGUACAAUCAUGUAAGCUUACGUCCUGCCCU
Molecule: messenger RNA, 826 nt
Organism: Phytophthora nicotianae INRA-310
Lineage: Eukaryota; Oomycota; Peronosporomycetes; Peronosporales; Peronosporaceae
Exons: 3
Coding region: 42-473 (143 amino acids)
Biological process (GO): formation of translation preinitiation complex
Molecular function (GO): RNA binding
Source: RefSeq, a predicted model, not a curated record